CCUUGACCAUCAGUAAGAUGCAUGUUACCAGUAAGUUACUGUUAAAAUGUCACCUUCUAAGUGGUAGUGGAACAAUGUCAUGUAUACAUGAGAUUGAACAGCUAAUUAGAAGUUGGAACCCAAUAGAUCUUGAAUGAACAGAUCAGGAUCCAAAACAGAAAGGGUUGAGAGCUUCUAGCUAGGAGGAGGAUACAGUAAAAUCUCUGGGAGUCCGAGUAAAACUGGCUGUCUCUCAAAUCAAAGACUCCAAAUUCACGGAUUCAAUUCAACAGGUCACGGAUCAUGUUUCGAGAUUCGGGAAAGCCAUGCAUAUGAUACAACCUUCCAAAAUCCUCAGUUUAUCAGUCUGCAAUGGAGAAAAAAAAUGCUUUUCCCUUAGGCAACUCCUUAUUGUAUAAGAUCAUCAUCAUCAUCUUAAGACAGCUAUAUCAUGUAUGUAUUUCUCCAACUUUAUCCAUUUCUUAAAUAAAACGAAAAACAAAAAGAAACCCGAAACUAUAAACAUUAAUUCAUGCAUGAUGCAUGCGAGUAUGCAAAAAAAUGCAAUCACGGGUUGCACAUAAAAUUCAGCUAUAAAACCCUACUGAACUCCAACUCAAUGAAAACAAAAAAGAAUCAAGAGUACAAACUGAAAGAAUGAAUGAUCUAAUGCAUGAGUGAGUGAGUUUGUGAGUGAGUGAUCCACCAAAUAUUCCUUGAUAUCAAAUCAUGGGUACAACAAUGUUUUUAGCAGUGUUCUUCAUUGGCUUGAUUUCCACGUUACCCGCAUUGCCGCCGGCAUUUGCAUGGAAGAAUUGCUGCUGUCCUCCUGGUUAUCCACCCUACCACCGCCCAUCUCCUCCCGGCGGACACCGCCCGCAUCCCCCGAAAACUCCGCAUCCCCCGAAAACUCCACGUCCACACCCUCCUCCCACCACGCCGCGCCCCCAGCCGCCUUUCGUCCCGCCACGCCCUCGGCCGCCUUCCCCGCCGCCGCGUGUUUUGCCACCUAUCAUCACCCCUCCUCCGAUCAUUUCCCCACCUAUCACAAAUCCUCCAGGUAUCAUUCCUCCCAUUAGACCUCCACCGAUCAUAACCCCGCCGUCACCUCCUGGUGGCGGCCGCGGUGGCGGUGGUGGAUACCCUCCUUACACACCUUCUCCUCCGGGUGGUGGAGGUAGAGGUGGCGGUGGUGGUGGUGGCCGGGGCGGAGGCGGCGGUGGAGGUGGUGGCGCGUAUCCACCGGCUCCAACCCCGGCACCGGUGACAAAGUGCCCGAUUGAUGCACUGAAAUUAGGGCUUUGUUUGGAUGUGCUAGGAGGGUUAGUCCAUGUUAUAAUUGGGAAUCCCAUUGAGAAUUUAUGCUGUCCAGUGAUUCAAGGUUUGUUGGAGCUUGAAGCAGCCAUUUGCCUGUGUACUACAAUUAGGCUCAAACUUCUCAACCUUAACAUUUUCCUACCAAUUGCUCUUCAAGUCUUAGCAACUUGUGGAUUCACCCCUCCACCUGGUUUUGUAUGCCCUCCUCUGCCUUAAUUUUGCUUACUUUUCAUUAUGUAAUAAUUUGGAUUUACCAAAAUAAGUGUGUAUCUUUAAUUUAAUUUGGUUGGUGUUAAAUUUGUCACAUUUCUCCUUAAUUUGUUUCAAAGUUUAUGUAUUUUUGUGUUUUCUUUGGUUGAGAAGAAUAUGAUUUUGUGACUCUACUGAUUAUGUCAUGUAUGAUUUGUCACUGAACAGAUUAGUCCCUUAAUCAAGAACUAC
This is a messenger RNA of Oldenlandia corymbosa var. corymbosa, 1737 nucleotides long. Lineage: Eukaryota; Viridiplantae; Streptophyta; Magnoliopsida; Gentianales; Rubiaceae. The record is from the annotation of a GenBank genome assembly.